Penicillium alfredii is the source of this 435-nucleotide messenger RNA. RefSeq lists its product as uncharacterized. NCBI's taxonomy places the organism in Eukaryota, Fungi, Ascomycota, Eurotiomycetes, Eurotiales, Aspergillaceae. The record is from RefSeq and is a predicted model, not a curated record. Bases 1 to 435 code for a protein of 144 amino acids. The transcript has 3 exons.
AUGCCUGGCAAGCACAAGAAACGCCCAGAUAUCCACGCCAGCCCAUGUUCGACUUCCAACGUUGCUUUAGAAGUCGCCCUGGAUAAUCACCAUGUGGAGGCUGCAGAGGAUCUGAUUCUACGCAGAUUUGAAAUUGACUCAGACGCAGUGGUCCCUCCUGAAGAAUGGAUACAACGUCAACGACGGUCUGGGUCUUAUUGGCAACGCCCUCAGGUGAAAUACCUGCUUGAACACGGCGCUGAUCCGAAUGGUAACUAUUAUAUGAACGAAUCGCCGCUGCAGUGGGCCAGGGCGAAAGAUCCGGAGAUUGUUGACAUUUUUCUUGCUCAUGGUGCGAAGGAUGAUCAAGGGACGAUAGAUAUUGAGGAUGGAACGGAUGGUCAAAGUACGACUAAUGGGAAGGGGCGGAGGAAGAGAGAGAUUUGGUUCAAGUAA